Prorocentrum cordatum is the source of this 1291-nucleotide messenger RNA. The record is from the annotation of a GenBank genome assembly. Lineage: Eukaryota; Dinophyceae; Prorocentrales; Prorocentraceae.
AUGCCGAAGCGAAAGAACAACAGCGGGCCCCUGGCCAGAUGGCAGUCUCCGAUCGAGCACUGCAAACAUGGCCCCAGUGCAGAAGGUGACGGGUCCUCUGGUGGCUGCUUCAGGCUCCUUCCAGAGGUGCAGUGGCUUCGGCACUCGAAGUUUGGCGUCGGGGGCGCGGACUCGCAAGUCUCCAAGCUGCUCCCUGGCAGGCCACAGGUGAAGGGGCUGAGCCUGCACGGGUCUAGGCCUGUCACUGGCUGCGCGCAGGUGGGCUUCGCUUGGUCACUGGCCAUUCGGAUCCGCGCGUGCGGCUUUACAGAGGGCCGCAGGGACUUCGCACGCAUUUUCUUCGCGGACGAGCGGAAGAUAUACGUCAUGGGCAGGGGCAUGCCGCACAUGCGGCCGGUGGAGCCGACGCUGGCGCCCAGCAAGGCGAACAUCGGGGACCUCAGCGAACAGGUCGUUCAGAUAGCCGAGGAUCGUUUCACCGAGUGCCUCUCAAAGCAGCUGGCGCAGGUGUUCGGACGACCCCCGGACUCCACCCUCGUCGCGACGCUUCGGGCCCGCGCCACGGCCGCGAUGACGGUGAAUGUUGGUCUUGAUUUUGCCGUGCACAUGGGGCUAAUGCCAACGUUCUUACAGCCGUUCUUUCUAAUCAUUUUAAUCCAGCAAGCUGAGCCAGGCUCGCAUAGCGACCUACGGGUUCGUUGCCGUGCGGCCCGCGGAUGUCAUCGGUGACCGGCACCCGUGGUCGGUGGGCCGCUGCUGCGGGCCAGGGAAUGGGCGGGGGUUGGUGGGUGGAGUACAGCCUGCGGACCGUGGCCAGCCCGACCAGGCGUCAAGAGGGUGGUCGAGGGCGACCUCUCGCUGGUCCGAGAGGCGAGCGACGAGGGGACGGGGAUCGAUGGCGCGAACUUUCGCGCGCGAGGUCUGCGCGUGAGGUCGGGGGUGAGGCCGCGCUGGCGGCUUGCGUUGGCCACCGCGCAGGGCCACCGCGCCUGCGGCUCUCGGGCGGCGGUGGUGGUGAGUUGUUCCUUCCCCCAGGACCCCCCCUCCCUACCCCCUCCUGCGCCUCCCGCGGGCAGCUGGACUCUCCAGCCGAGUCAUGGAGGCAUCUCGCGGACGCGGCCUCUCCGUCCUUCCGCCUCCUCCUCGCCACCAUGUUCUGCUCUGCGGCAUCGCGCCACUCGCAGAGGAGGAGCAGACACCUACCCUGAAAUAAGGGCCACUUCUUCUCUUCCUCCUCCUCCUCCUUUUCCUCCUCCUCCUCCCCCUCAUGAGGGGCCCUGGUCUCCGGUCC